CUCCGGUGUGGGGACCGUUUUAGAAGUCGGCAGCAUCAUGGAGCACAUGUCCUCUCCGGUCAGGUUCCGCAGCAAUAACAGAGCUGCAGCUUUCUCAGAAAAGGAGUUGUCCAGCCUGUCCAUUGAGGACCAGGAGGACACUCAGUUUCCUUUCGCCAUGAGGGAUCUGCCUCCCAUCUCACAGCCUGGUGAACAGCACCAGACACCAGUUCACCGUGAGGCAGAGGGAACUGGGACAGCACACAACGGGAGACUCCCCAGCCUUCCCGGGACUCCCCCUCUGCCCUAUCCCGUCCCCUGCCACCCCGCUGGCUCUCCGACAGUCCCUCCCAGAGUAAACCGUGUGAGACCGGAUGCAGAAUUUCAGCCCCUGCCACUGAGGCAGCUCGUGUCUCAAGUGUCUAUUGACUGUCCGUCCAGCCCAGCCUCACGUCCACACAGCCCCUGGUGUCGCUUUGACCCCUAUGACUCGCCAGAGGAUCAGGACAAGGAGUAUGUGGGUUUUGCCACGUUGCCCAACCAGGUUCAUAGAAAGACAGUGAAGAAAGGUUUCACAUUUACGCUUAUGGUGGCAGGGGAGUCAGGCCUCGGUAAAUCCACACUAAUCAACAGUUUGUUCCUCACGGACCUCUACAAAGACAGGAAGGUUCCUAAUGCACAAGAACGGAUCGAUCAAGCAGUCGACAUCGUCAAACACACAGUUAGCAUCGAGGAGAAAGGAAUCAAAUUGAGACUCACCAUCAUAGACACACCAGGGUUCGGGGAUGCCAUCAACAACACAGAAUGCUGGAAGCAAAUUGAAGACUACAUCGACCAGCAGUUUGAACAGUACUUCAGAGAUGAGAGUGGGUUGAACAGAAGGAACAUCCAGGACAACAGAGUCCACUGCUGCCUCUACUUCAUCUCCCCAUUUGGCCACGGACUUCGACCUCUGGAUGUGGAGUGUAUGAAGGCCCUGCAUGAAAAAGUCAACAUAGUUCCCAUAUUGGCCAAAGCUGACAGCCUGACACACACAGAGGUCUGGAGGAAGAAGAUGAAGAUCAGAGAGGAGAUCAAGCAGUUUGGGAUCAACAUCUACCAGUUUCCCGAGUGUGAUUCUGAUGAGGACGAAGACUUUAUGAAGCAGGACCAGAUGCUCAAGGACAGCAUCCCGUUUGCAGUAAUUGGGAGUAAUGUUCAGGUGGAGAGUAAAGGUCGCAAGUUCAGGGGUCGUUCCUAUCCCUGGGGUGUGGUAGAAGUGGAGGACCCGGUUCACUCUGACUUCCUGCUGCUGAGGAACAUGCUGGUCAGGACGCACAUGCAGGACCUGAAGGACGUGACGCAGGAAACGCACUACGAAAACUACAGAGCACAGUGCAUCCAAAACAUGACUCGCAUGGUGGUGCAGGAGAGAAAACGCAGUUUGCUCGAAAAGCAUCGAGGGGCAAGCGAGGCAGAUUUUCCUCUACCGCUGGCUGCCGUUGACGCUGAGAGGGACAGACUCAUCUUUGAGAAAGACGAAGAGCUGAGGAGGAUGCAGGAGGUGCUGGAGAGGAUUCAGGAGCAGAUGCAGCACAGCCAGAGAGAUGGCUGCUGAUCCUCCCAUAAUUCCACAGGAGAGGAGGCAAACGAGGAGCACCCAGGAACACAGACGAGGCCAUGUUUAUGAAGCCUUGUAUAAAAAGGAAGUCAGCCAUAUUGCUUUUAGGCUCUUGUCUGAUUGCUGUACUCCUGGACUACCUUAAAGUGAGUGAGGCUGGAAUCAUGGUUCUCCGAGGAUACAUCUGAAGAUUUUGAUGUAGAGAGGGGUGUCAUGGGUAAUUGUCUGUUACUGUUGCUUACAAAGGGGCACCAAACAAGCUAAUUGGCUUAUCCAACUCUAGUUUGAAAUGACAACAAAAACCUGGACUUUACGUUCAAACUCUGUACAUGUAUAAAAGACCUUUGCUGAAGUGCAGCCAGGAGAAGCAUGUUCCAGCAUUACCCAGUCAAAGAGUCAGUGUUGGUGUUCAAGAGCACUUCAGCAGCUCACACAGGUGGAUUGAGCUGCUCUGCUGCUACUUUUACUUUUAAUCCACUUGUUUCAUUAAUGUGUUCCAGGACGUCUCCUUGAUUAGUAACCCUCAUUCUGAUGUAACACUGCCAUCUAGAGGUCAUUUAGUGACAUAAUGUUGGGUUUUAAAUGUGCAAACAUUUCGUUUUAU
Chelmon rostratus (copperband butterflyfish) is the source of this 2183-nucleotide messenger RNA. Its product is annotated as septin-5-like. Gene Ontology annotation, biological process: regulation of exocytosis; cytoskeleton-dependent cytokinesis. NCBI's taxonomy places the organism in Eukaryota, Metazoa, Chordata, Actinopteri, Chaetodontiformes, Chaetodontidae. The record is from RefSeq and is a predicted model, not a curated record. Gene Ontology annotation, cellular component: septin complex; microtubule cytoskeleton; synaptic vesicle. The coding region runs from base 38 to 1576 and encodes 512 amino acids. Gene Ontology annotation, molecular function: GTP binding; GTPase activity; molecular adaptor activity. The transcript has 13 exons.